AUUAAUAUUUAUUAUUACAAAAAGGCACGCAUGGUAGUUGAAGAAGAAAUCAGUGUAGAAAGCGAAGACUAAAUUGAGGAAGGCAAGUGGUUUGAGGAAUGCUACGAGCGAAAAGAUUUGGAGUAUAAAUAAACAGAGAGCGAUGGAGCCGGUCGUUCCAAGCUGAAGCCUCCACUCACUUGCUCUGCCCACCGGCGCCGGCGCCGUCGCCGCCCUAUCCUGUCCUACCUAUGGGGCACGGCCUGAGCUGCAGCCGCGACACCGACGAGUACGACCUGUUCCGCGCGGCGCAGCUGGGCGACAUCCACGCCCUCUCCGCCCUCCUCGCCGCCGACCCCGCGCUCGCCCGCCGCGCCACAGUCUACGACCGCUUCACCGCUCUUCACAUCGCCGCCGCCAACGGCCGCCUCCAGGUACUGUCCAUGUUGCUGGAUCGCGACGGCGACGUGGACGUCCUGAGCCGCAAGAAGCAGACGCCGCUGAUGGUGGCGGCCAUGCGUGGCAACACCGAGUGCGUGGUCAGGCUCCUCCGCGGCGGCGCCAACGUCCUGACCUUCGACUCGCCGCGCGCCAGGACGUGCCUCCACCACGCCGCCUACUACGGCCACGCCGAGUGCCUGCAGGCCAUCCUCGGCGCCGCGGCGCAGGCGCAGGGCCCCGUGGCCGCCUCCUGGGGUUUCGCGCGCUUCGUCAACGUGAGGGACGAGCGGGGCGCCACGCCGCUGCACCUGGCUGCGAGGCACGCCCGCGCGUCCUGCGUGCGCCUGCUGCUCGACAAGGGCGCCAUCGUGUCGGCGCCAACCGCCGUCUACGGAUUCCCCGGGAGCACGGCUCUGCACCUGGCGGCACGCGCCGGCAGCAUGGAGUGCAUCAGGGAGCUGCUGGCCUGGGGGGCGGACCGGCUCCAGAGGGACUCGGCGGGGCGGAUCGCGUACGCGGUGGCGAUGAGGCGGGGGCACAGGGCGUGCGCGGCGCUGCUGAACCCGGCGGCGGCGGAGCCCAUAGUGUGGCCGUCCCCGCUCAAGUUCAUCGGCGAGCUGGAGGCGGACGCCAAGGCACUUCUGGAGGCGGCGCUGAUGGAGGCCAACAGGGAGAGGGAGAAGAGGAUCCUGCACGGCAGCGACAUCAACAUCAAGGGCGGCGACGAGGAGGAGGAGAGCGAGGAUGAGGAGGAGGCGUGCAACAUCUGCUUCGAGCAGGCGUGCAGCAUGGAGGUGAAGGAGUGCGGGCACCAGAUGUGCGCGGCGUGCACGCUGGCCAUCUGCUGCCACAGCAAGCCCAACCCCAAGACCCUCCUCCUCCACCCGCCCGCCUGCCCCUUCUGCCGCACCACCAUCUCCCGCCUCGUCGUCGCCACCACCAACUCCAACAAGACCAACAGCCGCCGCCGGUCGAGGAGCAGAAGCAGCAGCUUCAAGGGGGGGCUCUCGUCGGCCAUGGGGUCGUUUUCCAGGAUAGGCCGCGGCUCCGGGAGAUUGGUGGUGGACGGCAGCAGCGUAGGAGAGCUCGCCGACAAGCCUGACCACGACUUCUCUUCUGUCGCCGCCGCUGCUGCUAUUUGUGACACAUGACCCUCCCUCUAUUCAUUUUUUGUGCAGUUACACCUUACUAGCACUAGAGCUUUGGGUAAUCAAUCAAUCCUCCCACAAGCUCAAGCUAGGUUAUUCAUUAUAGCAAACAGGAAUUGGAUAUUGGGAUUGGAUUGCAUUUGUAUUGUCUUGUGUUGCAUUCAAUUUGUAGUAUAUACUUGUUUUUGGCUUGUCAUGGUAAAUAAUAUUUACUCCCUAUUUAUUGUACGAUUA
Molecule: messenger RNA, 1802 nt
Organism: Oryza sativa Japonica Group (Japanese rice)
Lineage: Eukaryota; Viridiplantae; Streptophyta; Magnoliopsida; Poales; Poaceae
Source: RefSeq, a predicted model, not a curated record